GUCCCGAUUUGUGUCUCGUGUGGCCGCAAAGUGAGCCCGGCAUUAGAUUAAUUUUUAUAGGGUUUUAUGUGCACUAUUGCACCCGCUUCGGAUUAUCUAUGCAUGACCUUUGAUCUGAAUGUCUACCACAGAGCAGACCGGCUGUAAUUAAUGGCAUCGCGGUGCAGCAGCGGCACAAUGUACUGGAGAAGAUAAACCAGGAUGGUAACACACUGUUGGUAACCAGCUCCAGUUCGACAAAGGCCGCUGUAACCUCACUCUCUUCUCCUGAACAUUGACAACCAUUCCACAGCCAUGGCUAACAUAAACAAUGCGCUUUGCAUUGAAAACGGACAGAAUGCAGAUGUGUCUCUCUUACAAAAGGAUAAUCUUCAGGAUGGUGGAUUAAGCCAGCUUUUGGAUUAUAACGCAGAAAUGGAAAGGUACAGGUCUUUUGCAAACUUUUAUAAAACCAAUGGGGCAUUUCCACAGACUGCUAAGAUUGCCCGCAUCACAACACCCAUUUUUCCCAGUGCUAGAAUUGGCAUGUCCCCUUGGAACUGCGAUAACGCCAUGCUCUGGGGAAGGAAAUCAGCGGCAAUAAACCCUAAUAGGACCAGCAUGCAUAGAAAUGACUCCCAGAGGCCGGGGAAGCCUGGCGUGCCGCCAGAGACGCUGCAAAUGGCAAAUAAUAAUUUCCUCUCUACCUUAUCCCCCGAACACUGCAGACCUUUAGCAGGAGAAUGCAUGAACAAGCUGAAAUGCGGCGCUGCUGAAGCAGAGAUAAUGAAUCUCCCAGAACGCGUUGGAACUUUUUCCGCUAUCCCGGCUUUAGGGGGCAUCUCAUUACCUCCCGGGGUCAUCGUCAUGACAGCCCUUCACUCCCCCGCAGCCUCAGCAGCCGUUACAGACAGUGCGUUUCAAAUUGCCAAUCUGGCAGACUGCCCACAGAAUAAUUCCUCGGUAUCCAGUGGAAACCCAGCGAAGAAGAAAAGGAAAAGGUGUGGGGUCUGUGCACCCUGCAGGCGGCUAAUCAACUGUGGUGUCUGCAGCAGUUGUCGGAACCGCAAAACGGGCCACCAGAUCUGCAAAUUUAGGAAAUGCGAGGAGCUGAAGAAGAAGCCAGGCUCGUCGCUGGAGAGGACGCCGGUCAACAACGGCGAAGCUUUUCGGUGGUUCUUUUAGAGAGGCGAGCCAUGGCUGCCCCAUCCAGCCGCAGGAGGGCAGGUGGGACUCUUGACUCUCUGCCAGGAGCACUUGAUGGGUUCACAGAA
Messenger RNA from Centropristis striata (black sea bass), 1253 nucleotides. It is a transcript of the gene cxxc4, whose product is annotated as CXXC finger 4. The transcript has 3 exons. The coding region runs from base 295 to 1164 and encodes 289 amino acids. Gene Ontology annotation, cellular component: nucleus. Lineage: Eukaryota; Metazoa; Chordata; Actinopteri; Perciformes; Serranidae. The record is from RefSeq and is a predicted model, not a curated record. Gene Ontology annotation, molecular function: methyl-CpG binding; zinc ion binding.